AUUAUUCCUCUUCUUUUUUCAUCUGCAACUGCCGUUGCUGCUCCGACUCGUACAGUUUUGCCAGGCCGCGCGUCGUGUCAUACGUGUGGGGUGCUGCUGGUUUAGCCUUUUGGAACGGCUUCCGUCCCAGUUUCCCCAACAACAGCAACAACAGCGCCGUUUGGCAUGCACCCACAACAGCAGCAGCCACACGCGACACCGACGCUUUUUCCUCGCCUUCACUUCUGUCCUAAUAGUUUCCCAACAAGAACAACAAUACAGUAACAACAACGCCACUUGGCAUGCACCCGUGUUGACUACCCUAGCAGCAGCCGGACGCGACACGGACGCAUUCGUUGCCAAGCUGGACGGCGCUAACGGGACCCACGUGUGGGGCUGGCAGGGGGGCUCCGAGGUUGGGAACGACUACGCCAACGCCGUAGCGGUGGACUCCAACGGAGACGUGUACGCCUGCGGGGCGGCCCCGCGGGGUAUGUUCGCGGACGAGAAGGGGGGGGGGGGUGCAACGCCGCCCCGCGAGGAGGCGGGAGGCGGGGCGCGGGGGGGGGCUGGGUCCGGGGAUGGGUGGAACAAGGACGUGUGGGCACCACCCAACAGCCAAGGGGGUGACGCGGUGGUGUCGGACAUGUUCGUGGCGAAGCUUGACGGAGAGUCCGGUGGUUUGGUCUGGGGGGAACAGUUCGGCUCGGGUGCAGACGACCAGGCCGUCGGUCUUGUGCUAGGGCCCGUGUCCUCCGCUGCCGCUGACGCCGUUGGAUCGCUGGAGCAGGAGCAAGGCGGGGGCAGCCCCUUGUACUUGACGGGAUGGACACGAGGCGCCCUGUUCUCGAAACAGCCGGCGCGUUGGCAGGACGGGUGGGCCGUCAAACUCCCCAACCCCCCACCGUCAACGCUCGGGGUUGCCGACGCCGGUGCCUGGGAAGAGCCUUUGCCGGUGCCGAUCGGCUCGGGGGCGGCGGAGGCCCAGCAAGCGGCGGCGGAACGGGGAGCGGUGACGGCCGGCCUUGUCGGGACGGUGACGGGGAUGCUGGUGGUGGUGUCCAUAUGCCUCUACUUCGUGCUUCGUAAGGCGAACAUGGCGGGCGGAGCGCUGUCGGCACUGAAAGAUCCGGACCCGACCAAGGGCAUGUUUCGAAGACGCGGCCGCCCCAUGCUCCACGACGGCGGAGGGAAAGGGGUGGGAGGUGCCGGAAAAGCUCAGGAUGGUGUGGAGCUGACACUGCUUUCCGAGGGAGGGGAUGGCGGACGCUCAUCCCCGCUCGCUAGCCGCAGUGGUAGCGGGGGCGGGAGCGGGGGCUCGGGGGCUAUUGGCGGAAAGAGAGAUACCAACCCGCCGCCUAGCGGGCAACAGGCAACCUUUUAUCUUUGAUGGCUUUUUUUUUCUUCUUGUCUCACGCCGUUGUUCCCCUACAUGCACCUUGGUUGACUUGGUGAAAAACGUUUUCGGUAUUGGUGGGAGUAACCGUGAUUGAGAUGGAUAGUUUUUCUUUGGUGUACCAUCUCUUUUAUGCGAGACUUGACGUCACGCAACAUGAUUGACGAAUCCGGGCGAGGGCACCACUCAAAACGAGAGAGCCAGGGAGACCGAAUUCCACGGGAAUAGAGGAAGGUCUUGGAAGUACAGUAGCUGACCCUGGUAUUUUGUGCAGCCUUUCGUCCCGUGUAUUAAUAUGAGUACAAUACUGCAACAGGAUUACUAUAACUAAGGUGUGCGUCGGCACGUGAAAGAGAAAAGGGGUCUUGUCCCACCGCGAGCCGCCUUGCGAAAUCGGACGACGUUCGUCGCUAGCCCGUACCAUAUUUUUUUACGAUCAGCGCGCGGGUCUGCCCCCUGCCCCAGCACAAGGUAUGUAUAGUCUAGUCCCUUCGGGCGCGGUGGUGGUGGUGUGAUGGUACGGCGGCGGGUGUUCAAAGUUUUCCCCUUGUUCUCGUCGAACAAAUAGCGUGUAUUUGUGAUUUCUCGGAAGACGAAGGCUGGUCGGCGCAUCUGCGGUAGUAUCUCCGUAGAUCCCACCCGAUAAAGUUUUUAAGGUUUCUCCUAGUUUUGAGGCUUGUCCUUGCUAGACGAGAGGGAAGGGAAUUACUCCACUCCCUAAAUAGUCGAAACUGUUUUCGUAUCGACCAGCUGCAUUUGUAGCGAGAUUUUUCUUCCUGUGUAUCUAGCUAGAUACGAUGCUGCUGCUCCACCAAUGGGCGGAGUUACCCUUUUGGCUCUCGUGGCAAAGGGGAGAGUCUAUGAUGCAGAAUGAAGCAAGCCCAUUGGACGGGGGUUUUCUCUGUGGCCGAGGUCAGUAGGGUGUUUGCUGGCUCUUGUGUGACCUGCGAGGCGUGUCUCGUUGCCUGCUUGGUAUAUUGUGAGUCUCGUUAGGCGGUGGGCGGUGCAGAAGAGCGUACGACACUAUUUAGUACCACUUGUAUAUUUUUUUCUGGACGUACGUGAGAUUUUCCACGUUGUUUCGGCAGUCAGUGUCGAAACUUCUAGAUGAAUGAAAUACCUAGUCAGUUUAGCAGCAGUUAUUUUGUAUGUCCGUGUUGUAGUGGGCCUGCUCUUGUCUUGCAACUUUUUACACGGUUUGCCCCUUUCUCUGCUAAUAGCGCAUUUCCCCCGAUGUGUUCCACCCCGAACGCUGACCAUUUGCUGAGAGA
Messenger RNA from Ectocarpus siliculosus, 2646 nucleotides. NCBI's taxonomy places the organism in Eukaryota, Phaeophyceae, Ectocarpales, Ectocarpaceae. The record is from the annotation of a GenBank genome assembly.